Limulus polyphemus (Atlantic horseshoe crab) is the source of this 4766-nucleotide messenger RNA. Its product is annotated as sodium/calcium exchanger 1-like. Gene Ontology annotation, cellular component: sarcolemma; postsynapse; axon. Gene Ontology annotation, molecular function: calcium:sodium antiporter activity. NCBI's taxonomy places the organism in Eukaryota, Metazoa, Arthropoda, Merostomata, Xiphosura, Limulidae. The transcript has 6 exons. Gene Ontology annotation, biological process: calcium ion import across plasma membrane; sodium ion transmembrane transport. The record is from RefSeq and is a predicted model, not a curated record. The coding region runs from base 48 to 995 and encodes 315 amino acids.
AAAUCUCGCUGUGCAUCAUCGAUAACGAGAGUUAUGAGAAGGAUGUGAUGUUUUACGUGGAGCUCGGAGAUCCGAAAUUGGAAGAAGAUGUCCAAGAAAACACCAGACAAGACAUCAAUGACAACUCCCCAAACGCAGAAAUGACAGAAGCUGAAAAGAUUGCUUUACUAGGAAGACCGAGAUUAGGGGAGCAAUACAAGACUACCAUUCGUAUCGUGGAAAGUAGAGAAUUCAAGAAUACAGUGGACAAGCUGUUUCAGAAAGCUAACGUGUCGCUGACAAUUGGCACUUCGUCAUGGAAAGAACAGUUUGUACAAGCCAUUACUGUUAGCCCUGAUGAUGACGAAAAUGUAGAGGGCGACGAAGAUGAUGAGGAUAAGUUACCGACAUGUUCUGACUAUGUGAUACAUUUCUUUACUAUUUUUUGGAAAGUUCUUUUUGCUUUCGUUCCCCCUACAGACUACGUUGAUGGAUGGCUGUGUUUCGUCUUUUCGAUUGUUGUGAUCGGCCUUCUCACUGCCUUUAUAGGCGACUUGGCUUCCCACUUCGGCUGUACUCUGGGUGUAAAAGACUCGGUAACUGCUAUUGUCUUUGUUGCUCUGGGCACGAGUAUUCCAGAUACUUUUGCUAGUAAAGUAGCGGCUGUCAACGAUAGAUACGCCGACUCUUCCAUAGGGAAUGUGACAGGAAGCAAUGCCGUUAACGUGUUCCUUGGCAUCGGGGUCGCCUGGUCGUUAGCAGCUAUCUACCACGCAGCCAAGGGUACUCCGUUUUUAGUUGACCCUGGCAACUUGGCGUUUUCUGUAACACUCUUUUGUGUCUGUGCGUUCAUAACCGCGCUUGUCCUCAUGUUGCGACGCCAUAAUGCCGUCGGAGGAGAACUCGGAGGCCCGAAGAAGUAUAAGCUGCCCACAGUCUUAUUCUUCGCCAGUCUGUGGCUCCUCUAUAUUCUGAUGUCAAUACUUGAAGCUUACGAAGUCAUUGCCGGAUUUUAACAGAAAUUCAUCGACCAAUCUAAGUUCACUAAAAGUGGAUAAAACGCACGUCUACAACUUUCCAGGAUCUUCUAUGUUGGGGAGGAUUUAGAAAAAAACGCGUUUUCUGUAUUCAGGUAAACUUCUGGUCUUUACUUUGAGAGAAACAAUUUAAACACCAAGAUUUCUUCAAACAGAUAUCAGUAGAAGGAUCAAGCUGCUUAUUCAGAAACAUCUGGACAUCCAUUUAGAAUUAGGCAAAGUAGUACCUAGUUUCACAUGCCAACGUGAACGAAAAAGUGUCCUGAACAGAUAAUAUAUUAAUGUGUUUCAAGGAGGUCUGAAAGCAAAGUUAGGAAGUAACAGUAUAUGGAAAUAAAAUGUUUACUCGUGUUAAUAAAGAGUUCAAACUUUCAAAACUGCUUCACCAUAUGAUUCUGAACAAAGCAAUUACUUACGAGGGAAAUGGUGUAUAAGGAUCCAGCAGAAUGUCAACAAUGUGCAUUGUACAUAGUGUCAGUUGUACAUGUUGUAUGUAACAAUGAUGUGUUAUUGUGUAAUUUAUAACGUUAUUCAAUUAUAUCAGCAAAUGAAGUUCUUAUAACUAUAAGUUAGGUUUCCGUGGUCUUCAAGCCACGAGUAGAGUGCCAUGACAAAGGCUUGUUACAAGACUUUUCCUAUUUUUACUAGUUAGUACCACGUGUUAAAAUAUGCUUUAAUAGCAGUUGUUGUGGAAAUACCUGAUAAUUUAGCCUCGCUAUGUUAGAAUCGAGAAGCCAAUAUCCCUGGGGAUAUUUCUCGCCAUUCACGGCUGUUUGUAAUUUAUCCAGCUCUUUCUUCCCUGGGGAUACUUCUUGUCAUUCACGGCUGUUUGUAAUUUAUCCAGCCCUUUCUUCCCUGGGGAUACUUCUCGCCAUUCACGGCUGUUUGUAAUUUAUCCAGCCCUUUCUUCUCUGGUGAUACUUCUCGCCAUUCACGGCUGUUUGUAAUUUAUCCAGCCCUUUCUUCUCUGGGGAUACUUCUCGCCAUUCACGACUGUUUGUAAUUUAUCCAGCCUUUUCUUCCCUGGGGAUACUUCUCGCCAUUCACGGCUGUUUGUAAUUUAUCCAGCCCUUUCUUCCCUGGGGAUACUUCUCGCCAUUCACGGCUGUUUGUAAUUUAUCCAGCCUUUUCUUCCCUGGGGAUACUUCUCGCCAUUCACGGCUGUUUGUAAUUUAUCCAGCCCUUUCUUCCCUGGGGAUACUUCUCGCCAUUCACGGCUGUUUGUAAUUUAUCCAGCCCUUUCUUUUCAUAAAUCUUUCUGAUUCUGCCGAAGUUUCAAACUCUCUUCAUCAAUGCCAUUGUCUGCUCUUUGUUGAAUUUUGGACAUCGUCUUUAUCUUUGUGAACUAGCAUGCCUUAUAGGUGUUUGCUCAGCUGUACUUGUGGAAGUUUAGUCGUUACAAAUAAUUCAGAUACUUCCUUCUUUCUUAAAAAAUAACAUCAAUUGCAAAAAAAGUUACAUAUUUACAAUAAAUAUCAUUUCCACUAACAUAAAUUAUGAUAGUAAAACAAAUCAAUAAUAAUAUACGUGUAUUUCACGUCACUUCUGUAUUAAUCUUUUUUAGUAGAGCAAGUUGGCAGAGAAGAUGUGUGGUACAGAUGCAGGAUGGUAAAGUGUUUGUUGUUGUUGUUUUUUAUUACUCUUCGCAUUUUGUAAUUUGGCAUUAUGGUUUUCCAUUAUGCUUAAUAUUUUAUGUUUUAGAUGUGGGGUGGCGCUGUGAGACGAACAGUACUGUCGAUCACAUAAUUAAUCAUAAAAUAAUUGAUUUAUAUUACAUAGCUAUAACCUGGGAUACGAGAUAACAAUUUUAUUUUAAAUAGAACCGAAAUCGUCAUUCUCUGGAAGGAUCAACCAGUUGAAGUUCCACUGACAUUUUUCAAAGAUAUUGUACAGUUAGUUAUAAGAAACACCUUUCUACUUUGAUAUCGUUAACAGUUUCCAGUAAGUCUGUAAAGUAGAAAAUCCUUUCCGUUUAAUUGCUCUAGUUUUUGAUAGUUGUUAUUAUUCUUAGUUAUUUCAGACUGUUCGAAACUUCAAAGAAACGUGUUUUAACUUACAAGUAUUCUGAUUAUGACACAUAAUCUAAAUCCAAACAUUUUGUUUUUCCAUUAAUUAGAAUAAAUAGUAAAUUAUUGGCAAAUGACUUUAACUGUAAUCUUCACGGUCUUACGUAUGUGUAUUUGAAAAUCAAAAAAUGAUUCGAAGAUGAAAAUGUCUAAGCUUACAGAAUGCCAUGUCAAUAGCGUGCUUUGUAUGUGGUUUCAGUUGUAAGUAUUGUGUUCUUAUGCAACUCAAAAGUUAUUCGAUAAUGACAACUUUUAAAGAUUUUUGGGUAUUAUUAAAAGUUACUGUUUCGUGAUCUUUAAGUCACGAGUAGCCAUAAUGAAGAAAGCCUUGUUACAAAACAUUUCCAAUUUUUACGCGUUGAAGCAUGCUUUAGCAGCAGCUGUCGUGGAAAUGGCAAAAUGGAAUAAAGCCCUAGUAUACAGAUUUGUUUCAGCAACACCGUGAUUAGAUUGUUACUUGUGUUUCGUCACAUCUAACAAACCACAAAAAAUAUCCAACAAAUCAAAACUUAUCUUACUUUAGUAAGCUAACUAGUCCAAUCAUAUUACGUCUUCACGAAAUCCCUGACACCAGCAGCUGUGAGUAUUUUAUUUUAAAUCAACAAUAAGUUACUGAAAACAAAGAACCGGCAUUCAAUCUAAUAAUUAAUUCUGAGCUUUCAAUAAUAAGUCUUUUUUUACUGACAGUUAACUUAAUAUUUUAACGACUUUCAUGAAAUCUGCAACACCCAAUGUUAAAACCUUCACAAGUACCCUGGCUUGGGUUGUUGUUUUUUUUGUUUGUUUGUUACUAAUUGUCUUAUUUUGAUGUUAGGUUUAUAAUGUAAUAAUUUUCUGAUACAUAUUUCUUUAGAAGUUCUCUAGAGUCUAGAACGUUUGUUAUGAUUUUAUAACAUCAAAGAAGUUUAUAUUUUUAUUUAAGUUUUCAAAUGAUUGCUGCAAGUGAUUUUACCAUUUUUUAGAAAAUACUUGGCAUUUAAUCAAAUAAUACAGGAAUACAAAUAUAUAAUUACAACAAUUUUGUUUGUUUGAAGUUAAGCACAAAAAUCACCAUGGGCUACGUGUGCUCUACCCACGGAUAUCGAAACACGGUUUCUAGCGUUGUAAAUGCCACUGUGCCGCUACCACGAUCUAACUCAUUCUCACGCUACACAGUUUUUUUAAAUGACGUUUUCAUUACAUCCCGUUUCUCUUUGUUUAUUUUUACUUACCCUGUUGAACAAGCAAUAAUUAAAAUAGUUGCACAUCUUGUUCAAAGUAAAAUGCUAGUUUUGAUAUCUCAACCAUUUUUUUUAGCUUUCGUGUUUUAAACUAUUUCUUAAGUAAAUGAAAAUUAUGUAUGUACAUAUGCUACUCGAAGCUUAUGAAUCUAUUAUAACCUGGAAAUACCUAAUGUAUGUUAUUGGAAUUAUAGUUAGGUAAUUUUGAACUGGUGUGUAGAUCUUGCAAGUUACUAGUUGAAGGAAGUUGUCGUAAACAGUUUCUCUUAAAAUAUGGUAAGUAUUUGUGAAGUAAAGAAAUACGAAGUAAAAACUUUCAGGAAAUCCACGUGGUUAUGUGUCCAAGAAAUUACUUUCCACUCUCGGUAAAAUUGGGAAUAAUGACUUCCUUCGGGUUUACUGAUUUAUAGGCUAAAUUAUAUAAAGUAAUAAAAAAUAAAACCAUUGUUCUAAAUCAAUUAUGU